Molecule: messenger RNA, 3163 nt
Organism: Diprion similis
Lineage: Eukaryota; Metazoa; Arthropoda; Insecta; Hymenoptera; Diprionidae
Product: cytosol aminopeptidase-like
Exons: 3
Coding region: 400-2490 (696 amino acids)
Biological process (GO): proteasome-mediated ubiquitin-dependent protein catabolic process
Cellular component (GO): cytoplasm
Molecular function (GO): protein binding; ubiquitin protein ligase activity; manganese ion binding
Source: RefSeq, a predicted model, not a curated record
CAAUCGACCAUGAAGAAAGGAUUAGUGCUUGGAGUAUACGAGACAGAAGGCCAAGAUGGUGUUCAGCUAACACCUGCAGCUGUACAAUAUAACAAACUUGUGAAUGGAAAGUUACUGGAAAACAUUUCUCUGAAAGGAUAGGCUGUGUUGGCGUUUACCCAAAAAAAAAAUGAGCUACGUCGAUUCCUUAUCGGAUCAAGAAUUAAAACAAAUAGUAAAAUUUUCAUAAUUGCUCGACAUUUCACUUCGUUAUAUCAAAUUUUUCACGAAUCGUUCGAUUCGACAUCUCUGCACAACUGUUAGAGAUCAAAUAAGAAGAUACAAAGCACACUCACUCCAAAUUCACUGUAAGCGAUAGAUAUUAGGCUCUAUUGUAUUGUUUAAGAGCAGAAUACAACAAUGUCUGUUGGUGGCAGUGGCGAACUUGAAAACAGCGGUGUGGGUGUUAGCUCAGGUAAUGAGGGUUCGCCAUUAACCACUAAUCGAGGUGCACGGAGUGUUAAACGUUUAUUGCACUCUGCGAGUAUACUCCACGGUAUCAGCGGUACCCUUGAAGACAAAAAUAACGAUUAUCUAUGUCCCAUAUGUUUCGAAGUGAUAAAUGAAGCACACAUCACUCGAUGCGGUCACACAUUUUGCUACCAAUGUAUUACCAACUCGCUCGAAGCCAAUGGGCGCUGCCCGAAAUGUAGUUUCACACUGACCCAGCAGGACAUAUUUCCGAAUUUCGUAUUGAACGAGUUGAUCUCAAAGUAUAAAACGCGAAUGAAAGGCCUUGCCGAUUUGGGAGGUGGGACAGGAAGUAAUAGAGUUGGAGGUAUAUCUGGAACAGAAAUCGAUAUGCUUGUUCCAGUAUGUGAUGGACUGAGAGACUUUGUAGCAGCAGAAAGUGCUAAUUUAACUUUACCAGAUGUAAAUGUAAUGCUGGAGGUUCUUACGCAAAGGAAAAAUUUACUCGAAGCUGAAUCCUGUGCGACUCAAAAUAAAUUGCUUCAUGAAUUUCUGAGACACUUGCUCAGGCACAAAGAGGAGCAAAGAAUUCAGUUGGUGAAGGAAGUCGCUUUGAUCAAGCGUGACAUGGAGGAAGUUGAAAAUAUUUUAAAAGAAGUUCAAAGCAAAUGCCCUCGUGUUGAGGAUUUGAAAAGAUCUAGCGAAACUGAUACUGCACAAGUUUCGGCUAUCAAGCAAGAAAUGAUAGAGCUAAUCGAUAUCAUAGACUCAAACAUGGUCAAGACCGGAGACCCAAAUCCACCAGGUUUAAGCAGUAACGAUCUUUUUGCUUCAACAAUGACACAGAAACAAAAUAACUAUGCCGCUUCAACUCUGGCAAUUCGCCGGAAGAGAAUGCAUGCACAUUUUGACGAUUUUGUUCAAUGUUACAUUGACUCUCGUGCCAAAGAUCUACUUUUUGGACAGUCACCAAAGGUCCCCCACCAAACAGAAACGGAACCAGGCACCAGUUCUGGAUUAGAUGUAUUCAGGGAAAAUUUAGUCAAAUUUUUAAGGUAUAACUCUCUGCAAACAUUAGCUACAUUGAAUUAUUCAUCGGAUAUGUUUAAUAACUCUACCAUCGUAUCAAGUAUAGAGUUUGACAAAGAUAAUGAAUUCUUUGCUAUCGCUGGUGUCACAAAACGCAUCAAAGUGUUUGAUUACGGAGCAGUGAUACGAGAUACUGUUGAUAUUCAUUAUCCGUGCACUGAAAUGAUAUGUAGUUCAAAGAUAUCGUGCAUCUCGUGGAAUUCCUAUCAUAAAGGAAUGUUGGCUUCUUCAGAUUACGAGGGAACAGUUACUGUAUGGGAUGCUAUAACUGGUCAACGUACGAAAUUAUUUCAAGAACAUGAGAAACGUUGUUGGUCCGUUGACUUCAACGAUGUUGACACAAGGCUGAUAGCUUCAGGAUCAGAUGAUGCAAGGGUUAAAUUAUGGUCUCUCAACACUGACCACUCUGUAGCUUCACUUGAGGCUAAGGCAAAUGUUUGCUGUGUUAAAUUUAAUCCAAAAAGCUCUUGCCAUUUAGCGUUUGGAUCAGCGGAUCAUUGCGUGCAUUAUUAUGAUUUGCGCAACAUGAAAGAAGCAUUAUGUGUAUUUAAAGGCCAUCGCAAAGCUGUUUCCUAUGUUAAAUUCGUAAACAAAGAAGAAAUUGUUUCUGCAAGUACAGAUUCUCAGUUGAAAAUGUGGAACAUCGAUAACCCCCACUGCCUUCGGUCUUUUGUGGGUCACAUAAACGAGAAGAACUUUGUUGGCCUAGCAACUGACGGUGAUUAUGUCGCGUGUGGGUCAGAAAAUAAUGCACUCUAUAUUUAUUACAAGGGAUUAACGAAGCAAUUGUUCUCCAGUAAGUUUGAUGCUGCGAGAAGUGUUUUAGAGUUGCAAGAAAAAAAGGAGGAAGAACUUAAUGAAUUUGUAUCAGCUGUCUGUUGGAGACAAAUGUCUAAUGUUGUAGUAGCAGCUAAUUCUCAGGGUAUUAUUAAAGUUUUGGAACUUGUUUGAACAUAAUUGAAAGAAACAAAAGAUUGAAAGUAAUUACUUAACGCAUUUUUAUGGAUCAAGUCAGUGAAACAUUGCUAAUAAAGUAAUUUGAAUAAAACGGAAAUAUACUAAAAGAUCAUUAAACUGCAUACCAGUGAUAUUUGUUAUCUGGAUGCUGAAUGAUUUGAUCCAACAAAAAAAUAUUGCACAAAUUUAAUUUACUGUAAUUAUACCGCAUGUACCUACUGUAUAUAUGUAUAGGAUUUCAGAAUGUAUUUCACAUUUUAUUUCGUAUUCGUGAUGAAUUUUGUGCACUUUUUAUCCUGGCAUGAAUUAUCACGCACACAAUGUGCUGACACAGUUACAGUGUGCUGACGAUUUUACAUCGUUAGUGAAAAGACUUCAAGUCUUAUUAGCACGCACAAUAAUUGUAUUACUGGUCUUGGAACACCAUGGACAAAGGAGCAUUAUAGAAUUAGAAUAUUGUUAUAGCAUUAAUGAAUUUACUUCACCGGGUACCUAAUAACUCUACAUAUUUUGCAUAUUAUUCAAUACUAGAAUGCCACUAGUUGUUGUUUUAAAAGUUAUCGUAAAUGAUCAUAAUGAAAGAAAAAAGUAUUCAAUACUGAUGUUUAUGGAAAGUCACAGGUAUGUCUGUGAAAAAAUCAUUCAGACUGAUUUAAAUGAGUAAAAA